This is a messenger RNA of Rotaria sordida, 492 nucleotides long. Lineage: Eukaryota; Metazoa; Rotifera; Eurotatoria; Philodinida; Philodinidae. The record is from the annotation of a GenBank genome assembly.
AUGCCAAUAAAUUCAACAUUAAUUAAUCGUAAUGAUGUUCAUGAUUAUUAUGCUGAUAAUUUUCCUUUACCAUAUGAAGAUGAUGAUGUAAAUUUAGAUCUAACAAAUCAAACAUAUUAUGAUGAUUAUCUAAUAAAUAAUAAUCAAACAUUUAAUUUAACAAAUUUUGAUGUAUUAUCAUUAUCAUCAAUAUUUUCAUUUUCAAGUCCAUUUUCAUAUAUAAUUUUAAUUUUAAUUGUUUAUGCUAUAUUAACAGUUAUUUUACUUUCACUUAGUUUAUAUAAACAAAGACAAGUUGAAAUGGAAAAUUUUUAUUAUGGAGAUACACAAGAAGAAAUUGAAAAAGCUAAACGUUGUUUAGUAUGGAAACAAUUAUUAAUUGGAAAAAUAACAAAAGGUGAUAUGGAACCUUUAUUAAUUGAUACAUAUUCGAACUCUGAUGGAAUAAUUUCUGAAUCUAAAACAGCAACAUUUCCAUUGCAAAUCGUAUGA